AUGACGGCGCCCGCUUCGCGGGGCCCUGUGAUGGUCAUUGGAACGAGCUCCGCAAGACGGGUGGAGCUUUUGAAAAGCCACUUUGCUGGUGGCGUCCAUCGGGAGUUUAUUGCGCUUCCUCCCGAUAUUGAUGAGAAGGCGUGGCGCUCCCCUGACCCGUUUGAACUCACAAAACUUAUUGCGCGUGCCAAGAUGCAGGCUGUUUUGGAGAAGUUAAAGGACGCACAUCCUCAUCUGAAACACGGUGUGGUGGUGACCUUUGACCAGGUUGUGGUAAAGGAUGGCGAAGUUCGUGAGAAGCCCGAGUCCGCGGAGGAGGCCCGGAGAUUUUUGAAGUCGUACUCGAACAGCCAUGUAGGGACGGUGGCUGCUUACGUCGUCUAUUCGCUUGAUACAGGGAAGCUGACAGUGGGAGAGAAUGAGACAGACACGUAUUUCUCCGCUUACGGCGACGAUGUCGUUGAGCGUGUCCUUGCGAGGGGAGCCUGCAUGCACACGGCUGGCGCCUUUGUUGUGGAAGACGAGGACAUCAGCCGUCACGUUGUGCGCAACGUGGGGACAUUCGAGGCUGUACAGGGCGUGGAUCCUAUCGUGCUUGAACGGCUAAUGAAACAGGAAUAG
Molecule: messenger RNA, 621 nt
Organism: Trypanosoma conorhini
Lineage: Eukaryota; Euglenozoa; Kinetoplastea; Trypanosomatida; Trypanosomatidae
Product: septum formation protein
Exons: 1
Coding region: 1-621 (206 amino acids)
Molecular function (GO): nucleoside triphosphate diphosphatase activity
Source: RefSeq, a predicted model, not a curated record